Molecule: messenger RNA, 363 nt
Organism: Drosophila serrata
Lineage: Eukaryota; Metazoa; Arthropoda; Insecta; Diptera; Drosophilidae
Source: RefSeq, a predicted model, not a curated record
AUGGAGACCGUUUACAUAUUUUCGAUAUUCGUAUCAAUCUUCUUUCACUGCAUGGGUCUCUUCUACUGUCCUUUAGAGGCUUCCGCUGAUAGCUUUGUGUUCAUAGUUAUGGCCCCAAUGUUCCUGAACAAAUUGAAGGUGAAGAACGGUCUGAAGAGCUCCCGAAAUAGGCUGGACAAGAUCACCGAGUGUGUGAUCCUUUGUCUGUUGAUGCAAGUCCUCCUUAUUACGAUUUGGUUCCCCAUCCACCAUGUAAUCCAGAUCCUGGUGGAUUCAAUAUGCAAUCAACAUCGCAAUGUUUUUCGAUUCAAGUUAGUUGACCAGAUCCAAGCAUAUGCAGCCUGUGUGGCCGUGCUGCCAUGA